UCCAGAGAAGGCUCUGAAGGACUCUCUGCAGCCGUACGAGGCGGCCUACCUUUCCAAGUCCCUCUCUCGCCUCUUUGAUCCCAUCAACCUGGUGUUCCCUAUGGGCGGCCGCAACCCGCCCUCCAACGACGAGCUGGAGAGCAUCAUCAAGACCAUCAGCAGUGAGCUGAAUGUAGCAUCAGUGGAUCCAAACCUCUCUCUGGCUGUGUCAAAAAAUGCUGCCAAGACUGUCCAGCUCUUCUGUGUCAAGUCUGAGCAGCUGCUGUGCACUCAGGGUGAUGCCAGUCAGGUGAUUGGUCCGUUAACAGAGGGCCAGCGGAGGAAUGUUGCUGUGGUCAACUCCCUGUACCGUCUGCAGCAGGCUGUCACCAAG
Molecule: messenger RNA, 373 nt
Organism: Plectropomus leopardus (leopard coralgrouper)
Lineage: Eukaryota; Metazoa; Chordata; Actinopteri; Perciformes; Serranidae
Source: RefSeq, a predicted model, not a curated record